AGCGCACUAAGCUACUUCAUUUCGUAUGCUACUGGAAGACAUGGGGGCUGUGUUUCACAGCUAUUACUGACAGCGGCACAGCCGAAAGCCCACUUAAAAUAAGAAAUACAACGGAGAGCCCUCUUCAUAUCAAGCUGCCAAGUCAGCCGUGAACAUGGAGUCUAUGCUGAAUAAGCUGAAAAGCACUGUCACCAAGGUGACGGCGGAUGUCACCAGUGCUGUCAUGGGCAACCCGGUGACACGGGAGUUUGAGGUUGGACGACAUAUUGCCAGCGGGGGUCCUGGCUUGUGCUGGAGGAUCUACAAUGGCACUAAGAAGUCUACAAAACAGGAAGUGGCAGUGUUUGUGUUUGACAAGAAGAUGAUCGAUAAGUAUCAGAAAUUUGAGAAGGACCAAAUUGUUGAUUCCCUGAAAAGAGGGGUGCAACAGCUAACCAGACUGCGUCACCCUCGUCUCCUGACUGUGCAGCACCCUCUGGAAGAGUCACGAGACUGCUUGGCGUUCUGCACAGAGCCGGUGUUUGCCAGUCUGUCCAAUGUGCUGGGCCAGUGGGACAACCUGCCCAGCCCCAUGCCCAGCGACAUCAAGGAGUACAAACUUUAUGAUGUGGAGACCAAGUACGGCCUGCUACAGAUAUCGGAGGGUUUGUCGUUUCUCCACAGCGGGGUGAAAAUGGUCCACGGCAACUUGUGUCCAGAAAACAUCAUUCUCAAUAAAAGCGGAGCCUGGAAGAUCAUGGGCUUUGACUUCAGCAUCUCCUCCAACAACCCGUCAGAUGCUGAGCCUAAAUACACAUGUAAAGAGUGGGAGCCCAACCUCCCCCCACUCUGCCUCCCCAACCCUGAGUACCUGGCCCCUGAGUACAUCCUGUCUGUCAGCUGUGACUCCGCCUCUGACAUGUACUCUCUGGGCGUGGUCAUGCACGCCGUUUUCAACGAGGGCAAGCCUGUUUUCCAAGUCAACAAGCACGACAUAUUUAAGAGCUUCAGCAGGCAGCUGGAUCAGCUGAGCAGCAUAAGUCCUGCCGUGCUGAACAAGAUCCCAGAGGAGGUUCGGGAGCAUGUCAAAAUGCUACUCAGCGUCACACCCAACGUCCGGCCGGACGCAGACCAGAUGACCAAGAUUCCAUUUUUUGAUGACGUGGGUGCUGUGACCCUGCAGUACUUUGACUCCCUCUUCCAGAGGGACAAUCUGCAGAAGUCCCAGUUCUACAAAGGCCUCCCCAAAGUGCUGCCCAAACUGCCAAAGAGAGUUGUGGUGUAUCGGAUCUUGCCGGCGCUGACGUCUGAGUUCGUAAACCCGGACAUGGUUCCUUUCGUGCUGCCCAACGUGCUGCUGAUCGCCGAGGAGUGCACCAAGGAGGAGUACGUUCGACUCAUCUUGCCUGACCUCUCGCCUGUUUUCAAGCAGCAGGAACCCGUUCAGGCUAGUAAUAUGAUCCUGCUGAUAUUCCUGCAGAAGAUGGACCUACUGUUGACUAAAACACCAGCGGAGGACAUCAAAAACAGCGUGCUGCCGAUGGUCUACAGAGCUGUGGAGGCUCCUUCUGUACAGAUUCAGGAGCUGUGCCUGAACAUCAUCCCGACGUUUGCCAACCUGAUUGACUACCCGUCCAUGAAGAACUCCCUCAUCCCCCGAAUCAAAUCAGCCUGCCUGCAGACCUCUUCACUCGCUGUUCGAGUGAACUCUCUGGUGUGUCUAGGAAAAAUUUUGGAAUAUCUCGACAAGUGGUAUGUCAUUGAUGAGAUCCUGCCCUUCCUACAACAGAUCCCUUCCAGAGAACCAGCAGUGCUCAUGGGAAUUUUAGGAAUUUAUAAGUGCACCUUCAGUCACAAGAAGUUGGGCAUUCCCAAAGAGCACCUUGCCACCAAGAGCCUGCCCCACCUCGUCUCUCUUAGUAUAGACAACAACCUCAACCUUAACCAGUUUAACUCGUUCAUGGUGGUUAUACGGGACAUGCUGAGUCGCAUGGAGAAUGAACACAAGACCAAGCUGGAGCAGCUGCACAUCAUGCAGGAGCAGCAGAGGAGUAUAAACAUCUCAAACCCUGGACACCAAGCAGAGGAAACCAAGAGCCCACCGAGCAGUGGCAACCAGAUUGAUGAUAUCUUUGGCAGCUCAGGGGUUAAUGGAAAAGAGAAUGGAUCUGCAGCAGCAGCCCCACAACCUAACAGAAUGUCUCUGACUCUAGAGGAGAAACAGCGAUUGGCUAAGGAGCAGGAGCAGGCAGCCAAACUGAGGAACCAGCAGCCUUUAGCACCACAGAGCGUCAAACCGGCCAACACCACCAACACAAAGACUAAGGAUCUGACGAGCAGCCUGCUCAACAACAUGACAUCUCUAAACAGCCUGUCGUUGGCCAACACAGCACGACCGGCUCCAGUGCAGGGCACCACCAUGUCUGCCUUCCCCUCAUCUGGCCCCAUGGUGGGCUCCAUGGGCGCUCCGGUCUCCAACGGCUUCAACCCGACCAUGGGCUUUCAGACAGGAGGCAUGGGCAUGGGGAUGGGCAUGCGGCCCGCAGGCCCCGGCCUCUACGGCGGCAUGGCCACCACCACCAGCACCCCAAACUUUGGAGCCCUCACACAGAAUCAAGGACCCAUCGGGCAGACGAAUAAAGCCCCCGACAUGUCAGCCUUGGACAGUCUUUUCUCACCCAGCCAGCCCAAAGUCACCCUCAACCAAAUGGGUCCAAAGCCGACAGCGGGCACCAACACCCCUUGGAUCAGCCAGUUUGGUUCAGCCCAGAACGCUCAGACUCAGAUGCAGGGCGCACCGGUCGGCAUGGGAGGAGUGCCCAGCGGGUUUGGGAUGCAAGCAAACCCUUUUUUCAGCCCGCAGAACUUUUCUCAACCUGCUGCUGCUGCUAGCAUGAACCAAAGUGGAAUUAAACAAAGUGCAUCUGUUAACAACGACCUUAAAGACUUAUUCGGCUAAAUUUACAAAAAAAAAAAAGAUGCCAGGUUGAGUUUAUUCUUUUAUUAAUUCUGGACAGACGAGACUAGAAUUCUCACAGAACAAGACGCUGAUUGAAUGUGAAGAUUUCAAAUCCUUGCUGUCUGUAUUUUUAAUCUGACCUGGUAUAAAGUCUGAUUCACAUUCAGCUGGCAAAUUAACCUGAAUUCCAUUUCUACUCGACCAGAAGGACAAACGGUUGGGGCGGGAACUUCUUCUAUGCUGUGUUCUUUAAAUGCUGGGGGUUUCCUACUGUUUUGUACUUGACAUUCUUCGGGAGUCCAAAUGUCGUGGGUUGCGAUGAAUCCCAACUCAGUUUAUUCAGGAAGGUUUUGUGUUCGUAUGAUGAAUGAUUGAGCGGAUGGAGUGGAUUUUACUUCCUGAACAAGCUGCAUCAGAAUCACUCCUUAAAGAGAAACUGCGGUAUUUUUCAACUUGCACCCUGUUUUCCCAUGUUUUUAUGUCUAAGUGACUUAUGGAGUCAAUUUGACAUUGGUCCAGUAUUGAGAGAGACUGCAGCCUCAGCGGCGAAACAGGCUUCAGUGUAAUCGCUACGGGCAACUGUGCACCGUCAGUUGACGUCCAUUAAACAGGCUGGUUUUUGCCACUGAAAGGCUCAUAUUGUUAAUAUAGGUGUCUGACAACAUUACGAAAAAGACACUAUAUAGAUAUUAAACAUUUUUUCUUUCGUUUUGC
Plectropomus leopardus (leopard coralgrouper) is the source of this 3652-nucleotide messenger RNA. It is a transcript of the gene scyl2, whose product is annotated as SCY1 like pseudokinase 2. The record is from RefSeq and is a predicted model, not a curated record. Lineage: Eukaryota; Metazoa; Chordata; Actinopteri; Perciformes; Serranidae. Gene Ontology annotation, biological process: protein phosphorylation. Gene Ontology annotation, molecular function: protein kinase activity; ATP binding.